GACCCGAACGGCGGCUGCUGGAAGAGCGAACGCUGCAACGUACACAGGGAUACAGGGGCAGGCCAGCAUAGCAUCACACGCGGUGGAACAACUUCAGGAAUGUUUACGCAUUUUCUUCAUCUCCUUUCCCUGCUGUCGUGGCACUCCUGAAAACAGUCCUUAUGUCCCAGUACAGGGAGGAUAGUCUUCGAGGAGAGGGAACUUGGAGCAAGGUUGCGGAGGAGUUGCACGAAGGAUGGCGGUAGAGGAGCAGCCAAUGCGAGAAGAGGCUGAGCUGGGCAGCGCGGCGCAGGCGGCGCCCCCCCACCGGGGAGGGGGGGGCCUCCCCGUGGGGGGCCGGGGGGGCACCACGCCCCCCGGUGCCAGCACCCCGGCCAAAGGGGGAGUGGGAGGGGGCCAAGACGACGAGCUCACCAGCCUCAGUUGGCUGCAGGACACAAACCUCCUGCGCCGGCUGGCCACCGGCGGGGGCCAGGGGGGCUCCGCCACCGAGGGCGGGGAGGGAGACGAGGAAGAGGAGAGGGGCGACGAGGCCCAGUCGGCCGGAGGCGGGAGCAGCAGCGGGGGAGAGGAGGAGGAGGAGGCAGGGCACAGAUCCCGAGAGUGGGGCCCGCCCGGCCAGGUGCGCUACAACCCGCAGGUGCACGUCAACUCCAAGCCACCCUACUCGUUCAGCUGCCUCAUCUUCAUGGCCAUUGAGGAGUCUGCAGGCAAGGCACUGCCGGUGAAGGACAUCUACGCCUGGAUCCUGGGCCACUUCCCAUACUUCGAGAGCGCCCCCACGGGCUGGAAGAACUCUGUGCGGCACAACCUGUCGCUGAACAAGUGCUUCCGCAAGGUGGACAAGGACCGUGGCCAGAACGUGGGCAAGGGCUCCCUCUGGUGUAUCGACCCGGAGUACCGGCCCAACCUGCUGCAGGCCAUGCGCAAGACCCCCUGCUUCCCCUACACCCAGCUCAGCAGCUGGGGCUCCUCACGGGUCACCCCCCGAUCAGUGCCUUCUUCUCUCAACUGCGAUAGGACGAUGCCAUUGGACUCCACACAGAUCCACACCAAUGUCCCAUCACCAACACUUUUUCCUUUCCUGUCAAAGAGGCUAGCCGCUUCUUCAACGAAAGAUCAGGAUGUGGACGCCGCUGCCACCAUGCUGUCACUGCAGAACGGUCCGAGCAUUCUGAACCCUCCCAGCGACGACGAAGAGGACGGCCAGCAACAGUCGUCUUCGUGCCUGCGAACAAUCAAGAAGAAGCAUCUCAGGCUAAGGAGCAGCGGCUCUGCUUCGACAAACUCCAGCCAUAGCGGUGGUCCGGAGGCCGUCGGAUCGCCGCCUCACCACCGGCUCGGCAACGGGGGCCACUCCCCCGCCGGCCCCACGCCGACCAUCAUCACCAGCAGUCCGAGCGAGGACCACACGUAUAGCGCGUCUCUCGCCAACGGCAACGACGCCUUCCCCUCCGCCAACAACGGCGCGCCGCCCGUCGUGGUCAAGACGGAGCCCGCGAGCUACGACGACGAGUACGACGACGACGCCAACAACAACAGGAGCGUCGGGGUUCGGAGGUUGGCAAGCCUUCCCGCGUCGUCGGUGCCGCCAAGAAAGCGGAAGGCGGCAGCGAUGGCGGCGGCGGCUCCACAGCGCAAGUCUAAGAGGGGGGAGUGGCGGCGGAACGCGUCUGCGAAGGGAGCCUCUCUCUCUGUGGGAGGGCCGGGGAGGAGGGGGGAGGCGGAGGAGAUGGCGGAGGGCGCGCACGCCCUGCUCAACCUCGCCAAGGUGGCGACGAACCAGCAACAGGCGUUGCUGCUCGUGAGCGGGAGGCAGCAAGCGCGGUGAGUCGCACCCCCGCGUCCUCCCUCCGCCUCCUCUCUCUCCUCCUUCCCCGUCGGGGGAAAAAGGCAAGGACUGCUCCUGUGUCUUGCGAAGGUGAAGAGAAACGUGGGAGAAGGGUGUCCGAGAAAAAGAAAUGUGUCAAUGUCCUGUGUUUUUUUGUUUGUUUUUUUUUUUUUUUUUUUUUUUUGGUGACGGGUAGGCUCGUGACGCACCCUGUGCUGUUCGUUGGUUUGGCACCCUUUUGAUAAGUUUCCCGACUUGUUCUGGCAUGCGUGGCGCCGGGCUGUCGGGCAUUGCCUUUUUCCCGCCGGCGUGCUUUGGAAGCUUGUGCCGAAGUUUUGUCGGUGUCACUGCCCGCGACUUGAAGGAAACGACGAGAAAAUGUGUCGGGCCGAACGGUUGCUCUCUAUUUUUCACGUGCACGUUCCUGCUUUAAGUCGAGGCAGUGUUGCGAGGGCCGUGAUCCUCGCAGCAUUGCUUGGUCAUUACGUUUCGCAAAGCGAAAGACCGCGGAACAGUGACAGUCGUAAGCCGUUUGUUUCGGCAGUUCCCUUUUAGCCUCUUUUCCACUUCGCCCUUAGUUACCAUCUCGUUUGUCUCCGUGUUCUCAUCCUCCCGUUCGGCGGUUGUUUGUUUUCCUCGACAAUCUUUGCCCCCUCGCAAUUUUCUCGAGGAAAGGCACAGACGACGACAUCUAGAGACAACAAAGUAGCGAAAGGAAUUUUUUUUUUUUUUGCUGUUUGGAUACGAUUGCAAUAACUCCGGAAGGCACUUUUGUGGGCUUAAACGACCCUCGAAAAACGAGGGAAUGUGAAAGCAUGGUGUAAUACGUUGAGACGAAAGAGAACUGGCGAGGCAGUGCAACGAGAUUAAACGAUUUUGCCGCAGUCGAGCGUUUCCGAGACGGUACCGUGGUUCCGCAACACCAGUACUCGCUGUUGGCAGAGGCACCGCGGUAAGAAAACAAAUCAAUCCUGCCGGUUCUUUUUUUUAGGUUGAUAGUGGAGUUGUAGAAGUCCCCCAACGAAAAAUGCUCACAUCUGUCUCGUCUCGCGAGCCGAGGACCAGUUGCAGACGACACAGAGAAGCCCCGGCGCUGUAAUAUAAUAUAUACAGACACGACUUGGCAUAUAAAUACUGCAGACAAGCUAUAUAAAUAUAUAUAUAUAUAUACAUACGACACGUGUCCCUCUAAUAUGCAUAUACUUUGUAAAGACAACAGUUUGGAGGAGAGGAGAUGUACAUGUGUACCACUACAAGGCAGUGCAGGCAGCGACGACAAGCUUUUCGACGCAUUUCGUCUCAACGGCACCCAUUCUGGUUUCCUUUUUAGCACGUGGCAAGCUAACCUCUAUUUUUUUUUUUUGAUAAUGCUUCCGCUUAUGGUGGGUAUUAGCAGACGGAAAGUUAGGAACAAUCGGCUUUUUUGUCUUGCAGAGAUCUGUGUAGAAUGUUAUUCCUCUUGCUCUAUGUUUGGAAGUACAUGUGAGAAUGAAACAGAGUGUAUCUCUAUGCAGAAAGGCUGCCCCAUGUUUUAACAAAAGUAAUUGCGCUUUGUGAAUCUUUUCUUUUUUGCACAGUAACACCCGUAGAAAUGUUAUUCUUUUCCGGACAAAGCUGGCGAUACUUCUAAAUACAUGUUGUAGUAGGAGCAUUUGUUCAGUUCCCAGACUGUCGACAAAAGUUGCUGAGAAUGCCUGCGCGGUGUUAAAGAUACACUGCCUUAAAGUUAGUUUUUUUUUUCUUUUUCAGGCAGGUCUCAUGACCUUGAGAUUGUCAGACUAUGGGCACGCUUAUGUUUUACCGUUGGCGCCACAACACCCGUUGCGUAUCUCCUAGGGGGUGCUUUGGUUGUCAUCGUGGACACGGAGCCGCAAGACCUCUGUCGUGCGAGUACCAAAACGCAGCACAUCACGUGCUGUAGAAUUGCUAUGCCAGACACCGGCGAUAGUCUAGAUGCCCUUCGUCAGUUCGGCACAGAGUACGAAACUGGUAAGAUGAAGGCCCGGUGGCUUCAUGCCGACUCAACUAUCCAGGAGAUGAGACGAAAUGUGUGGUUACUACAGUAGUGCAUGGGAUCUCCAAGUACUGUUUCCCCAAUUUGAGAAAAUGUUUUAGUAGAUCCAAGUCGCCCAUUGAUGGACAGUUACGAGCUAAAUGCCCCCUACUGUGCACGUUACCUUUUUACGAGGUCGAAGGCUUCUUACUUGCUUUAUUGCGCUUCGGUGUCGAGACUGUCGUUCAAAAGACGGGGGUUCCUCGAGAUCGUAAGGUUCGAGCAUCGCUGCAGUAGUGUAUCGUUUUUUGUGCAAAUCUCCUUGGAGGCUUUCACUUACCGUUUGGUGUUUUAACGUUUCCGGCGAAGACGCAAUCUCGCUAAAACCUUGCCUUUGUAGUGAGAUGAGGCGUGUCGUGCGAGUGCCGUCACUACCACGAGUUGUCGCCAUUUCUACCGACGGUUCCAUCGUACGGUGUAAUUUUGCUUCCACUCUGGUGGGGGUCAUAGUUGCGGAGCGAAACACGAAACAUCUAUACCUAAAACAAGCGGCACUCUGUGCUCAAGCAAUGCGAGCUGUCGCAACACAGUAUUGAAACUGCCCCAUGGAAAAAAAAGAAAAAAAGAAAAAGUAUGGCCUGCCAAAACUGGUACCCCGUCGACCUUCACGAGUUUGUGCAGACUAGUUGACCAUUUGUCGUGGCGCACGACGACCUGUACGUACCUCAGUCCUAGAAGCCGGCACGCAUUUUUUCCCAGUGUAUAAACGUUUUCUCUUCGAAACGCCGGCGUCUUGGGCUCCGCGAGAAGAAACCUGUGCCAAAAGCAAACUACAGCGAAAUCUGCAAUAACGGGAACAUAGUCAAACCCCAGUACCAGUGCUUCCCUCCCCCCCCCCCCACACACACCCAUCCUUAGGGGCCACGGAAUCGCCCGUCUGUAACAUACCGUAACUAUGCGCGUCGCACCCUUGCGGAUCUUUGCAGCAUCGAAAGAAGGCAAACGGUCUUCGCCGACGUUUACUGUAAAUAGGACUUUCCCGUCGAGCAAACGUGUUUUGGAGAGACGACACUAUGCAAUAACCGCUUUGGAGUUUUAUUCCCCCUUCCCCCUCGCCACCCUUGGUCACCACCCCCCCCCGUCUACAGACCUGGACACGUUUGGUGUCCGGAAGUUUCCCCACAACGACGGGCGUCUUUAGGACGGAGCGCUCAAAAGGUAAUUCUGUCGUUUUCGAAAGCCGGCACCCUCCGUUGUUCUCUUGCGCUCGACACGUGUGUUUCGCACCGGUGGCAUUUGGAGAGGGCAGGUGUUGGUGUCACUAGCUAGCAAUAACACUGAAGCAAUCACGGUUGUUGUGCGAAGGGUCCCACGUCUCUGUUGCAUCUUGCGAUGAAACGAAUAGCUUUCGUCGCAAACAUAAUUUCUAACCUGAACAGUAGUGUCCUUUAUUUUCCAGUCUUUUUUUUUAAUGACAAUGGUGACAUUUGCGUUCUAUGCCCCAUGGGUAAUUUGUAGGGCAUCCCUAUGCAUGGAACCUAACCGUUUUCCGCAAUUCCAUUUUUUUUUUGCUUUGUUGAUGUUUAGAGAGUGUCCUGUCGUACGGGUGUUUGGGUCGCCUGCUUUCCGGUGGCGCGUUUGGAUAGAUCUGUUUUUAAGAAAAGAAAAAUAAUGUUGUGAAGCAAUACAUAUGUUUUAAGCACCCUGUGUACUUUGCAAAACAAGAAUUUCAUUUGUCUUUUUCUUUUUUUUUACGGUACAACUUGAUGGAGGAAGCGUGCGGGAAGAAAGGUUGUUAGCCACUUUCUGUGGGCGGGCACAUUUCUUGCCGGGGAGGUAUGCGUUUCACACGUGGCGCACCACCGUGUUGUUGUGUUUGACGCGUUUGUUGACGACGACGCAGGGAGGGGGUUUCGGCGGACAGAGUUCCGAGAGGCAGAACCUCUCCCGCCCCCUCCCUAUUUUUCUGUAUAACUUGUGUAAAUAGGUCUCUAUACUCUUGUUGAAAGAAAGUUGCGUGCACCUUUUUCUAAGAGCGAAAGAAAAACUCUGCUCGUGCGGUUUUGCUUCUUUUUUUUUUUUUCUUUCCUCACUCGGAAUUUUUGGCGCCGCAGUUUUACGUGUUGCGACGGCCAACGCCAAUUGCCAAACCACAUUUGACGCGGCGAGGAAUGAAAAGUGUGUACUUUGUAUUUUUAGAUAGAGAGAAAGUUUGUUUUCCUCUUCUUUUUUUCCCCCAUCCGUUUUUUUGAGACGAGAAAGUCUAUUUCAAUAAAUAGAGAAGUGUAAGAGGGUGCACAUUCA
Molecule: messenger RNA, 6128 nt
Organism: Ixodes scapularis (black-legged tick)
Lineage: Eukaryota; Metazoa; Arthropoda; Arachnida; Ixodida; Ixodidae
Product: forkhead box protein N2
Exons: 9
Coding region: 236-1831 (531 amino acids)
Biological process (GO): regulation of DNA-templated transcription
Cellular component (GO): nucleus
Molecular function (GO): DNA-binding transcription factor activity; cis-regulatory region sequence-specific DNA binding
Source: RefSeq, a predicted model, not a curated record